AUGGACGCCAACCCUGCCCCCGGCGCUGUGCCAGCUGUUGCCAGCAUCGACCAAGUCGUAGCCGACGAGCCGGCUGCUGCCGCGCCUGCCACCUCCUCUCUCGGUGCACCCGCCACGGGCGCGAACCCUCUUGCUGCCGAGGACGCCAAGACGGCCGACGAGCCUGCUGCGCCCGCGGCCCCGGCUGCCGCUGCUGCGCCCAAGGCGGCCACCGUCGAGGAUGCCUCGGACAAGGGCACGCCCGUCGCCGUGUCGGGUACGGCCGCGGACACGGCCAUUGACACGGCGGCCGAGCCCUCGAAACCCAUCCCUGGACUGACCUCGACCGAGGCCGCCGCGCCCGUCACGGCCGAGACGACGGCCACGGACGCCGUCAAGGACGCCGCGGCUGCCGAACCCGCCGACAAGACGGACGUCACGGCCGACGAGCUCGUCCAGGACAAGCCCGUUGGCGCCAAUGGCGUCGCGUCCCCGAACAAGGACGCCGAGAUGACGGGUGCUCUCACGGAGACGGACGCCGCCCCUGCUUCUGCCGCCCCUGUUGCUGAGGAGCCCGCCGCUGCUGCUGCUCCUGCUGCCGCUGACAAGCCCGCCGAAUCCGACGAGCCCGCCGCGCCUGCUGUUGCCGCCGCCGACAAGAAGCGCAAGGCCGACGAGCUCGAGCCCGAGGGCGACGGCGCGGCGGCCACCAACGGCGACGCCAAGAAGAGGAAGCCCGGCCGCCCGCCCAAGGCCGUCACGGCCAACGGCACCGAGAACGGUAACGGUUACGGCGAGGACAAGGAGGGGCUCGGCGAGAAGCUUGCGAAGAAGGUCAAGAAGGUGCUGCCCAUGCCUGGCAAGACGGCGCGCAAGACGCGCAGCCAGGGUCCUGCUUAG
Verticillium nonalfalfae is the source of this 879-nucleotide messenger RNA. RefSeq lists its product as uncharacterized. Lineage: Eukaryota; Fungi; Ascomycota; Sordariomycetes; Glomerellales; Plectosphaerellaceae. The record is from RefSeq and is a predicted model, not a curated record. The transcript is spliced from 2 exons. Bases 1 to 879 code for a protein of 292 amino acids.